AUGCAAAGACUUCGCCAGCUAAGGUGGGAAUUAGGGAGUGUAUUGCCUGCUCAUGUUAGAGAUAACCUGUGCGAAUUGGAGAAACAAUGGUUCACGAAUUACAGUAAGUCUCUUGUGAAGUAUAUGAGAUCAUUUGGUGAUAUUGGAUUGGAUUUAACCCAAGACUUAAAGCCGCCAAAGUCUGUGUUUAUUGAGGUGCGAUGCCUACAGGACUAUGGUGAAUUCGUAACAGAUGAUGGUGAUGUUAUAUCAUUAAAAAGAAAUACACAGCAUUAUAUGAGACGGUCACAAUGUGAGCAUCUGAUAAGGCAAGGAAUACUGGAACACAUUAAUUGA
Molecule: messenger RNA, 336 nt
Organism: Trichoplax adhaerens
Lineage: Eukaryota; Metazoa; Placozoa; Uniplacotomia; Trichoplacea; Trichoplacidae
Exons: 5
Coding region: 1-336 (111 amino acids)
Biological process (GO): DNA replication; DNA strand elongation involved in mitotic DNA replication
Cellular component (GO): GINS complex
Source: RefSeq, a predicted model, not a curated record